AUGCAAUUUCAAACACGCAGGACUCAGGAGACAGCUCUUUCAAACACACAGGAGACAGCAUUUGACCGCUCAACCCAGCGACAACCAUUUGCAUUUGAAUUUAUUCAGCCACCUCGAGGAGAUCGAGGCCGCGGUCGUGGUCAUGGGCGGCAUGGGCCGGGCCCUCGUCCACUAGGGAGGACGGGAAGACAAGGAGGACAGGAUCGUACUAGAGGGCGUGGAGGCGCGGUCGCCAUCAGAGAUCUUAUGGUGUUACGUAGUAGUCAGCAUGGUCAAGACUCAGUUUGGUCAGGGGAAUGGUGA
Messenger RNA from Penicillium taxi, 303 nucleotides. RefSeq lists its product as uncharacterized. Lineage: Eukaryota; Fungi; Ascomycota; Eurotiomycetes; Eurotiales; Aspergillaceae. The transcript has 2 exons. The coding region runs from base 1 to 303 and encodes 100 amino acids. The record is from RefSeq and is a predicted model, not a curated record.